AUGGUUUCGUGGAGCGAUACCAGCGAGGAAUCGGGCUACGAGUACUCUUCAGGUGGCUCCCCUAUCAAGAUCCCGGCUACAAUUAAGGACCCGAACUACUCUGGUGUUUAUGAUGAGGUGAUGGUGAUGUGUGAGCAUGGCCAGCCGAUGAAGAGGCAUGUGUGCUUCGAAGGGAUUAGCACUGGGAGGAGGUUCAUUGCCUGUGGACUUGAUGAAGCAAGCAGUUGUGGUGUUGUUCAGUGGGACAAUAUUCCCAAGGAAAAUGAAGUCCAACAAGGUGAACAUGAGGACAUCACUCCUACUUUGGACAACAAAAUGUCAGUUUUGAAGGAACGGCUGGGUGCAAUGGAUGCUGAGAACAAAGAACUGCAUCAAAAGGUUGACCAGUUGAAGAGCAUUCAUGUUGCCCCAGGUAAUGUGAUUAGGAAUCUGAAGUUUGCUCAUUUGAAGGAGAAGGAAAAGUUGAGCACUGAGAGGAGGAAUUUGGAGUUUCACAUUACUGAUCUUGUGAAAGCUAGUGACAAGAACAAGAGAAAGCUGAAGGACAUCAAGGAUAUUUGUGAUGAAGAAUGA
This is a messenger RNA of Triticum turgidum subsp. durum (durum wheat), 573 nucleotides long. NCBI's taxonomy places the organism in Eukaryota, Viridiplantae, Streptophyta, Magnoliopsida, Poales, Poaceae. The record is from the annotation of a GenBank genome assembly.